Torulaspora globosa is the source of this 1932-nucleotide messenger RNA. It is a transcript of the gene ASI1, whose product is annotated as putative ubiquitin-protein ligase ASI1. Gene Ontology annotation, biological process: protein ubiquitination; ubiquitin-dependent protein catabolic process. Lineage: Eukaryota; Fungi; Ascomycota; Saccharomycetes; Saccharomycetales; Saccharomycetaceae. The transcript has a single exon. Gene Ontology annotation, molecular function: ubiquitin protein ligase activity. Bases 1 to 1932 code for a protein of 643 amino acids. The record is from RefSeq and is a predicted model, not a curated record.
AUGAAUGGCACAGCGAAUCAGGGGUCGCUUGUUGGUGCCUUUUCAUAUCUCAAUCAAACAGCUCAUUCACUCGUUCCGGAGACCGUAAUAUUCAGCUCAUUGAUAAAUUACCCCUAUAGAAUCGCAUUAUCAGUGCUUAAUGCCACAAGACUUCAAUAUGAGCAAGCUGUCGCUUCCGAUGAACUGAUCCCAAGUUUGGAGUCCGUAGUGGAUACCAUUGGUUAUUUCUUCAGCAGCUACGCCGUUGCCAGUUUCGUUACUGCUUUGAUAUUGAAUAGAUUUGUCAUUAUGGCCUCCCUGCGAUCCAAUACCGCUAGAACAUCGUUGCCUCUUUGGUCAAAAUUUGUUUUACAUCUUUCAGCUCUGGUGCCGCUUUUCUAUAAUGUGAUCCAGACUUUAAACCAAGUUGGAAUAAUAGAGGUAUUUCCCGCGAUGGGAUUUCCAUUUUACUUGGCACGAACUUUUACGAUAUUUGCAUGGUCCCACUGCGUUGAGACCUUCAUUACAACAACUACAAAUUCGAAGCCGUUGGAAGAAUCUGACUAUACAAUUUUCGAGCUCUCAGUCCAAUUCUAUUACCUAUCGCAGAGGAAUUUGUAUUUGACUAUGGCGCCCGAAUACCUUUCUGAUUGCCUAAUGGCGCUUUUGGGUAGAAUCUGGAUCCAUAUAGUGGAGAUGUUCAAUCUCAGGAAACACAGAUUGGCGGGUAGUACUGUAUUAAACAUAACUAACAUCAUUUUUUUGAUAUAUCAAGUCAAGACACAUGGAUUUGAUUCUAUCCCAGUGUCAACGAGAUAUAGACAUUUUCCCAAGAUAUUUUCCCUUUUCUUAAUAGUAAUGUCAGUGGCCACCUACGCACUAGCCUGCUUGGUGAGAAAAAAUCCCUUUGGAAACCAGGAAUAUGACACUAAGGAGUUGCAGUUUCAUUCGUUUAUGCACAAUUGGUGGAAUCAUUUAAAUUGUACAGGUGAGGAGGAAUUCUCUCAUGUUGUGAACAAGUUAGCCCUUCUGCUGUGUAACGGUAACGAGUCCAUGAACAGGGGAAUCCAUAGAGAAUAUUCUUCCCUUAAUAAUCCGGCUGACAUUCACCGCAGCUAUAUGAUCAGCGGCUACCUUAACAAGGUCAGCACCAUUCCGGAUGACAUGGAUCAAAAGGACCCGGGGACAGAUAAGCAGUUACAAAGAUUAGGAGCUCCAUCAAUAAUUUCCAAGCUAAAAAUAAGUUACAGUCUUGUGAAAGCAGCGUUUACAUUUUUCUUCAAGCGUAAGUGGCUAGAAAAGCGACAGGUGCAAGAAAAGUCAGCGAACACUAAUAGAUCCGAGAGAUCUAGGGACCUUAAUAAAUUUAUCACAGAAAGAAAUUAUGCCAGGUUCUUGACAAAGCCAGAAUCAGACCGCAAUCACGGCGAGGAAACACCGCUGCUUCCAGAAGAAGAUUACUCUGAGGACUAUCUUCCGGAUUUCGAGACAAGUGAAGAUGAAAGUGAAACAGACACUAUCGGCCCUGAUAACUCCGAAGAACAAGCCGAGGAAAUGCUUCUCAGCACCACUGCACCAAAAGAAAUGGAGUGGUUUAUGGCCAUCUGGCCGAUACUCAAAGUGCAGCUCGCGGAAGAUCGUAGACUAACGAGGUCGCAAUACGCGGCCUCCAGUCCAGCGGAUAUAAUAGCCGAGGUAGUUUCCCAGAAAAGGCAAUGCGCCUCAGCUACCGCAGGAUCGACAGAUGAAGACAUGUUAGGGGACAAUGAUGAGGAAGAUUCCCGUUCAAACUGCGUGGUUUGCAGGAUAAACCCACGCAAUAUUGUGUUGUGGCCCUGUACCUGCUUCGCACUAUGUGAAGAGUGCAGGAUUUCCCUAGGAUUACGAGGGUUUAAUUCCUGCGUAUGCUGUCGUACAGAGAUUCAUGGCUACAGCAGGCUCAACAACGUCUAA